Molecule: messenger RNA, 7580 nt
Organism: Lactuca sativa (garden lettuce)
Lineage: Eukaryota; Viridiplantae; Streptophyta; Magnoliopsida; Asterales; Asteraceae
Product: midasin
Biological process (GO): ribosomal large subunit export from nucleus; ribosomal large subunit assembly
Cellular component (GO): nucleus; preribosome, large subunit precursor
Molecular function (GO): ATP hydrolysis activity; ATP binding
Source: RefSeq, a predicted model, not a curated record
UACUAUACGCUUCAUCAGACACCUUCUCAUUCUCGUUCAGCCACAACCUCUCCAUUGCGUCUUCUCCGCUUCGUCUUCUCCACUUCGUCACAGGGUCGUUCAACCGGCUUCACCGCAGCUUCAUUACAGGUCAUAUUUCGUCUUCAAUCAAUUACCUUCUCUCCAACUCAGUUGGUAAGCAGGUAGAAACAUAAAUGGCGAUUGAUGGGAGUUUUGGUGUUGAAUAUGAGCUGCAAAGGUUUCUUCUUCGGUGUCCCAAGCUUGCGGCUGCUCCCCAAUUAGAUAACUUAGUCGAGAAGGGGAAAAUUUUGACAGAGAAAGAGUUGAUUGAUGGAGUAGCUGAGUUACUUUUACAUCCUCGAUAUACAAUUCCAUUAUUGGGAUGCUUUCGUCCAAUAGCACGAAAGGUUGUCGACCGGGUUGUUGCUUUACUACAUUUGGUGCCCGAUUUGACAUCAAAUUCCAAUGAUUCGAUGAUUGAGUUCGAUGAUGGAAGAUUAUUUAAGGAUAAUGAAAGUUCAGAUUAUGAACAAGAUAUUUCUGUUAUUAAUUUAUAUGUCAAAUAUGGGAGAGGUCUGGGACUUCACGAGCUUUCCUGUUUGGCAUUUUCACGAACACUUGAUAUGCUACCUUAUCUUACUGGGUCUGUAAAGGAUUACUUUAAGUUUGCACCUCCUCCAUUUAAAAGGAUGAUGGAAAAGGAAUCAAUGGCCCAAUCAUUAUCAUUAGUGCAGCCAGGAACACAUCUAUUAGAUGCUGUGCGAGUAUCAUAUCGUCUCCUUUUAGCAGAGCCUGAAGUUUUUGCUAAGCUAUGGGAUUGGUCAUGUUAUAUGGACCUUAUACAUGAGAUCACUAGUCUUAACAAUGGAGAAAAUACAGAGAUUUUGAUGGACAUAAGAUGGUGUGCAGUGCAAACAUUAACAAUGGUUUUGAACAUGAGUGACAAGUUUAUUAGAAAAAGUAAAACGAGUGACUUGGCAACUUCAGAUUUUGGGUUCGAUGAUGAAAAAGCAUAUGGGUGUUUAUUAAGGUGGAAGGAAUUUCUUCAGGACGUGUCAUUAGAGAAGGCUGGUUGGUAUCUUGAACCAUUUGGGGAAAACACAAGUGUAGGGCAACCAAAUUGGAGCAAUAUGGAGGCAAAAUGGGAUACACUUAAAACUGGAAGUCCUUUUGUUUUAACAUCUGCUGUGAAGAAAAGUUUUGAGAUGGUAUUGUUGGCAGUGAGUCAGAGGUGGCCUGUUCUUCUUUAUGGUCCAGCUGGCGCAGGCAAAACUGCUCUCAUUAGCAGGUUAGCCCAGGGGCAUGGGAGUCAAGUUCUUUCUAUUCACAUGGAUGAGCAAAUUGAUGGAAAAACACUAAUCGGGACUUAUGUAUGUGCUGAACAACCUGGUGAAUUUAGGUGGCAGCCUGGUUCCCUUACUCAGGCUAUCAUUAAUGGACUUUGGGUUGUUUUCGAGGACAUUGAUAAAGCUCCUGCAGAUGUACAAUCCAUCUUGUUACCUUUGCUAGAGGGUGCUACUUCAUUCUUAACAGGCCAUGGGGAGGCAAUAAGGGUUAGUGAAAGCUUUAGGCUUUUUUCUACAGUAUCGAGCUCAAGAUUAGAUGCAUCAUCUAUGACAACAGGUAGGAACUCCCUUGGUGCACUAUGGAGGAGAGUAAUGAUUGGUUCAUCAAGUAGUAGUGACCUAGAAAGUAUUUUGAAAGCCUGGUACCCAGAUUUGGAAUCUCUUUGUGGAAAACUUAUAGAAACCUUUGAAAAGGUUAAUCAUCUCACAGGCUUUCAACUAGGAACUUGUGUUACUCUCUCAUCUGCUGGCAGGUUUUCACUGAGGGAUCUUUUGAAGUGGUGCAAGAUAAUUGCUGGUUUGGGUUUUCAUUUUAUGGGUGAAAGGCUGUCUGGUCAUGUGGCCAAGUGUAUCUAUCAAGAGGCUGUUGAUGUUUUUGCAACUUCUUCAAGCUCAGUGGAAGCACGAAUGAGAAUUAUGAGAGAGUUGGCAGAGAUUUGGGGAAUACCAAUUUCAGAUGCUGAGACUUUGUUUCCUGUUGAUAAGCCUGAUAUUCAGGACUUGCGGUCUGAUAUACGCAUUGGCAGAGUAACUCUUCAACUCACACGUAUACCUUCAUCUUCUGUGAACAAAUCAUUCGUUGAGAUUCGUACUUCAAUGCAUAUCCUUGAAAGAAUAGCUGGAUCUGUUAAGUAUAAUGAGCCUGUUCUUUUGGUUGGUGAAACUGGUACUGGAAAGACAACUUUAGUACAGAAUCUGGCUGCAAGACUUGGUCAAAAACUUACAGUUUUGAAUUUGAGCCAGCAAAGUGAUGUUGCAGAUCUGUUGGGAGGAUUUAAACCUAUGAAUGCACAGUUUCUAUGCCUUCCGCUUUAUCAGGAGUUUGAAAAUCUCUUUAGAAGUACCUUCUCUUCAAAGGACAAGGAGAAUUUUCUUGCCAUAUUAAGAAAAUCAGUCAGUGGCAAGAAUUGGAACGUGUUAUUUAGUGGUUUACAAAAGGGUGUUCGUACAGUGGUCAAAAUUGGAAAGCAGAAGCCUGGUGUAAAAAGGAAAAGACCUUUAGGGGAAAAACUAAUAAAAUCAUGGGAAAAAUUCUCUUUAAAACUCGAAGCAGCUCAUGGUCAGAUUAAUGCUUCAGAUGGGAUGGUUUUUUCAUUUGUAGAGGGAGUUUUUAUCACAGCUUUGAAAAAUGGUGACUGGAUAUUACUAGAUGAGAUCAAUUUAGCCCCUCCAGAGACUCUUCAGAGAGUAAUUGGUGUUCUUGAAGAUGAAGGUGGGUCCCUUUGUUUAGCUGAAAGAGGUGAUGUUGAUUAUAUAUCCAGACACCCGAAUUUCCGUAUAUUUGCUUGUAUGAAUCCUGCAACUGAUGCUGGUAAAAGAGAUCUUCCAUUGUUUUUAAGAAACCGGUUUACAGAGUAUUUUAUGGAUGAUGUGUUGGAAGAUGAGGAUUUGAAACUGUUCAUCAAUCGGUUCAUGGAAGCAGCAGACAAUUCAGUCAAAGAUAUCACAACCAAAAUCUUGAAAUUUUAUAAAAUAGCAAAAAAGGAAUCUGAAGAGAGGCUACAAGAUGGGGCGAAUCAAAAACCUCAAUACAGUUUAAGGUCUGUUUAUCGUGCAAUGGAAUAUACAAAGAAGGCAAGGCGAGCUUUUGGGUUUUUAAAAGCUAUUUAUGAUGGUUUUUCAAUGUUCUUUCUUACAAUGUUAGAUCCUCCAAGUGCCAACUUAAUGAAGAAGUUAAUUACAGGAUACCUUUUAGAUGGAAAAGACCCCACACAUGUGUCAUUCGACAGGUACAUUGUGGUUGGGAAAAACACCAAAAAUGAUGAGUUUUUAGAGAAUUAUGUUUUGACAAAAAGUGUGAGAGAUCAACUUAGCAACUUGGCUUGUGCUAUUUUCAUAGGAAGGUAUCCGGUUCUUUUACAGGGGCCCACAUCUAGUGGAAAAACUAGCCUUGUUCAGUAUCUUGCUGCGAUCACUGGGCAUGAAUUUGUUCGAAUUAACAACCAUGAACACACUGAUUUACAGGAGUAUUUGGGAUCUUAUAUAACUGAUGCAAGUGGGAGACUUGUUUUCCAAGAAGGGGUGCUGGUUAAAGCAGUUAGAAAUGGUCAUUGGAUAGUUCUUGAUGAACUUAAUCUUGCCCCUUCUGAUGUUCUAGAAGCAUUAAAUCGAUUGCUUGAUGAUAAUCGUGAACUUUAUGUUCCUGAAUUAUGUGAAACUAUUCACGCACAUCCAGAUUUUAUGCUUUUUGCUACUCAAAAUCCACCCACUUUUUAUGGUGGACGCAAGAUGCUUUCUAGAGCUUUCCGGAAUCGGUUUGUUGAAAUCCAUGUUGAUGAAAUCCCUCAAGAUGAAUUGAGUACAAUUUUGGAAAACCGUUGCAAAAUUCCAGGUAGUUAUGCGAAGAAGAUGAUUGAAGUCAUGAUAGAUUUGCAAAAACAUAGACAAAGCAGUAAAGUUUUUGCGGGAAAACACGGGUAUAUUACCCCGCGUGAUUUGUUUCGGUGGGCUGAUCGGUUUAGGAUGUUUGGAAAGUCCUAUGAAGAUUUAGGGCGCGACGGUUAUUAUCUGUUUGUAAAUCUGUUUAAUGUUCUUGAUAGAAUCAACUCUCUAGUUGAACAAUCCGGAUCGAUAACUGUUAAUGAAUGUGGUACCAUAGAAGGAAAACCAAUGGUUCUUCAUCCUCACCCUCAAUUUCGGAUGUUCCUCACUGUAAACCCUACAUAUGGUGAAGUAUCAAGAGCAAUGCGAAAUAGAGGUGUUGAAAUUUACAUGAUGCAGCCUUAUGGUGAGAAUGAACUCAUAGAUGUGAAGAGAUUUCUAGCCCUUUCAGACAUACCUGGUGAACAUUUAGUCAAUGCAAUGGCUAAAGCACAUCUUUCUGCUAAAAGAGACGGGUUGAAACAUAAUGUUAGCAUUUCAAACCUUGAGCUUAUGCGUUGGGUACAGUUAUUUCAACGACUUGUUACAAAUGGAAAUCAGGCCACGUGGAGUUUGAAAAUUAGCUUUGAGCAUACGUAUCUUUCCUCUUUAGGUGAAAUUGAAGGAAAAGAUAUUAUCAAUGAAGCAAUCAGUUGUUACUUGUCAACACAAGAACUUCACAAUUGUAGUUCUCUAUGCUUACCUGGCGGAUGGCCCACAACCUUGAAUGUACGUGAUUUUGUAUGGUACUCAAGAGAAACAUCUGUAAAACAAAAUUGUAUGUAUCUGGAAUAUCUUGCUGCUCAAAUGGCCUCACAUUCAUUUCGGGCUUCUUUUGGUCGAAUGGAUAAUGUUCUAUGCCCUAGUGAUUCAAUGAGGGCAUACUUGGUGGAUUUAGAGACAUUGCAUGCUAUGACAUUUCCGAAAGCUGAUGUGGCAGGGUUGGACAAAGUUAACCAAACAGAAUUAGAUUUUGCAUUCAUGAACAAAAGGCUUUUGUUUGCAGCAAACUGGACCAUGGAACAGGCUACUGAAAGUGACCUUAAGUUGUAUCUAGGUGAUCAUUUAAACAGGCAUUGUUCAUUCUUUUCUUCUUUCCGGAAACUUCUGGAAAAAGAAUUGGACCAUUCUAUUUGGAACUGCAUUAGAACAUCUCAUGGAGCACAAUAUUCAUCGCCAAUGCUUUCACUGGAUUUUGGAAAAUCAACUCCAUCAGAAUCAGAGUCUAACAGCCGAAAUCUUUCUAAUGCAGUGAAGUGUGUUGGGUUGUUGAGGGUUAGUUAUCAACAGUGGCAUAAUGAGAGUGAGUUUAAGUAUAGUGAACAAACUCGGUGUUUCAUUCCUGUCUUACAAUCUUUAAAAAGGCUUGAAGAAAGAAUCCUUGAUAUGCUUGUUGAGUCUCCUUUCUUUGAUGUACUUUUUGUACUUUAUAAAGAGCUCAUUAAUGAUCACUUAUCUGCUUGGAAUGGGUUAGUUUCGUGUCAGUAUGAUUGCAUGUUAAUCUCAUGGAGGUCUUUGGUGAAAGAUGCUAAAAAGUUGAAGGAGUUUUGUGCAAACGAAGUGGAAAAUUUUCAGAAUGAAAUGAAGAAUUUGGAAAGAGUUCUUUCAUGGUCUUUGAGUUCACAGAGGUCAUUGCUGUGGGCAUAUGGUGGUCAUCCGUAUUCACCUUCUUCUGUUGAGAUAUAUAGAAAGCAACAGCAGCUUGUCAAUCUUUGUCAUUCAAUUUGGACAAAAAACAUCAACUUGCAGGAAUUAGCCCAUAAAGGCUAUAUUGAGGCUGCUGUUGCUACCAAUCCUGAACUACGCUUUCUUGCCAUGCAAGGUGUUUGCAUGUCUGCAUUUAUCAUGAGCAAAGUAGAUGAAGAUGACCAUGAUGUUUUAAAUCAGUUGGAGGAGAUGUAUCAGGUGCUUUCGAGUAAGUUCCAUUACGAAAAGGACAAGAUGGAAAGAAAUGCUGGGACUAAUGACAAAGCAUCUCUUUUUGGUGCUCUAUCUAGUUGUUGCACUAUGAACCCUGACAUGUUAUGCCUACCUUCUGGCUUCAACUGUUGGCUUGAUACUCUGCCUUUAAAUGAUAACAAUAGUUUUGGUCUUGAUAUGAGGCUUCUUCAAGAGCUUUCCAAUAUCAUCACUCUUGAUGGGAAGGAUCUGGAAUCUGGUUUGUCUCGUUUACGUUGGCUUCUAGAAUCCACCUUGAAGUUUUCACUAAACUCUUCUUCAAGGCCUCCAACCGAUUUCUCUCCUUAUCAAAAAAUCUCAUGGGUUCUUGAAGCUUGGACCUCUGUCAAUAAUGCACAUGCAAGCAUUUCUAGUACUGUUCUUGAAAUGUGGUUUAAUUGGCACACAUCGUUGUGGAAGCAUCACUCAAAUCGUGAGAAGAAAAAUUCGAGCCAACAUGGCAAUGCAGAUCUGGUACCUGAUAUGCUUUUUCAGCCUGUGGCAACACUGGCUCUAGACAAGAUUCUGGGGAAUCCAAUUGGCAUCAAGGAUCUUAAUGCACAUAGCUUGAAACUUGGAGUGGCUUCUCGUAAUCUUUGGCUAAGUUCUCCACAUGUUGCUGAUUCCCAUAGUUUCUUUUUGUCAUCUGCUAGAUCUCUCUUUCAGCAGAUAAUACUUGCCCACGAGAGGUCCUUUGAAGCUGAUAAAUAUUCCUUGAUCAAAUCUAUAUUCUUUUCAGCUCAGCAAGCGGAUGUGCGUGUGAUUAUAUCUCUUCUAGCAUCAUCAACCCACCAUGUUUUGAAGUCCUUAAUAAGACCAUUUAUCGAGCCGUUGCUUCAUGCGCUAUAUGUUAAGAACUCUGCAGAUUCCUUGUUUGAUCUUGGUUGUGCUUGGCUACAUAUUGGGGGUUUACGUUAUCAUCUUCUACUAUGCUGUGAUGAUGUGGAUCCAGCUGUCAAGAAAAAUCUGAAAUAUUUUCAACUGACAGAGAGGAUUGCAUCACUUGAACUUGAUAUCGAAGUGCGUAAGGAGUGUGUACAGCUGGCAGGAUGUUUCUCUCUGAGCGAGGCUGACAAGGAAAAAACAGAAUUACUAAACGAUCUUAAAGCUGAAAGAAACAGACUCCAAAAACAGGUUGUGUUUCGAUCUGAUCCUAGGAAAUUUAAGAAGCUGAGAUCCGAAUGUGAUGAAUUUAUGAAAUUGGUUGCAACACCAUUUGAUCUUUUAAAGAACAUUGGGAAUUUGAGUAUGCAAGGGGUUGCUGACCAAGUGCAUAAUUGGCAGGAAACUGCAACACGUUUUGUGGAUCGAUUAUCCAAUGAAUACUCGGAGUAUGUUGAUAUUGUUCAACCUGUUCAGAUUGCAAUAUAUGAGAUGAAAUUAGGCUUGUCAUUGGUUCUUUCAAACAGCCUACGUGAUCAGUUUUUGGACAGAGUUGGGCAGAAAGAUAUUGAUGUUGUUUUGGGGGCAAUUUAUUCGUUUAUGAGGUUCCCUAGGGGCAUAUCGGGAAAAGAUGAUUCUUGUGUAGACGACAGUUUCCAUGUCAAACUUUCAUCCUUUGAUAAAGCCUUCCCUACUUACAUUGGGGAAGCUGACGUGGCCAUGGUGGAAACCUUGGUUACUUCUGCUAAAGACAAUAAUAGUGAUGAAGUGGUCUGUUAAUGUCUUUUAUUGUGCAUCUUACACUUACAAUAUAUAUAUAUAUAUAUAUAUAUA